AUGGACCAAGACGCACCACCGCGUGCCUUGUCCGGAAGCGUGAAUCCAGAUACUGAGGCGAAUAGCCCGCGAUCAGGUCUGGGCAUGGAGGGAAACGAUUGCGUUGAUAUGAUCAAUGAUGUUCCUCCUGACUCAACAUAUAUUAUGACAAAAGAUCAUGCAGCGGCAUUCAAAAAGGUCAUGGAAAAGAGGCGCAUUAUUUGGUGUGACUAUGCAGCCGCCUUUCAAGCAGCUUUGGAAUGUGUCAACACAAAGCAGUCACAAGAUUUUGCGACGAAAUACAUCCCAAGAGCCUUGCCUUUAUUCUGCGGUGAAGGAGACGCCCCUGCAACUCCUUACGGCCAUGGCCCUGCUGUGCCUGGCUCUGCUUGGGAUGACUGGUGCGGGGAGUACAGAAGAAAGGAGGACCAAUCCAAGUAUUUCCAGACUGCGCUAACCUGUGCAGUAAAACUUGUGUUGGCCAGCUUGGACAGGGGAUCUGCUGACUUGAUAGAUGCGCUUGAUUGCGUCCUUGACAUGAACUCGCCCAUAUUCAGCUUUGAGAGGGAUGUUAACAAAGCCUCACAUCGCGUUGCUUUGGAACUACAUGCGGAAUGCAUGAGACUUUGGAAGGAAGGAGGAGGCCCCCAAAAGCGCGUACAGCUUUUAGAGAAAGCUCCUUGGAAGUCGCUCAUCUCGGUUGCGAAAUCGAUCGAUAAUAGCGGAGAGUCGGGGUUGCCUGCAGAAGAGAUAUUGGACAGAAUCGCAAAACGUAUUGAAGAUGCACCGGCCAAGGAAAGCUCAGAAGCAGGGCAAGUGUGCAUUAAUUUAAUCCCACUAUUCAAGAAAACUGCUCCUUUACACGGAACAGGGCUUGCGACAGUCAUUCAGAAUUCGGACAUAAGGAAAAAAUACAAGUAUCGUUUCAAAGAGGCGUUGAAGCAGCUUGCCUUGAAAGGCACCAAAUCAGGCGUUUGGGCACAACGAAGAUCAGCGUUGGUGUCUCUUGAGCAGGUGAUUCGCAACGACAAAGAAUUCAAAUCCUCGAAUGGCCAAGCGUUAUGUGCUUGGGCGCACGCCACGAUUGUGUCGGAAACAUGCAGUUUGCUCUCGAUAAUCGACAUGAAUGAGUAUCGCAUGAACAUUGUGGUCGAUGCCGCUUUCAUGCACGUUGGCAGCGUCAGAGCUGAAGUGCACAAGGUCAUUCUUGCUAUGUUACCAAAAUGGGGGAAAAAGCAAACCAUGAUUGUUUUGAACAGAAUCAUGGACGUAUUUGAUGUUCCAGCUGUGUUGAAGCAAAGUGAUGGCGAAGUCAAAAUCGACACCGUGGCAAGCGAGCCAUCCUCUACAUUCUCAGCGCUGGGUUCGCUCAAGAGGGGAGGUUCAGAUUGCCUGCAGGCUGCAUUUGAGCUUGCAACUGCCAUUUUUGACACCUCGAAGUUACAUGGAUUGUAUGCGACAGUUGAUGUGAUGAUGAAAGGUCGCGCUGUGGCAAAAAGAGCGAUGGAUGUUCUUGUUGCUGCACUCUUGACUCCAUUCUGUGAAGACCAAGAAGUAUUUUCCAAGCUAGUGCAAGAUUCUCUUUUCCAUUGUUUGCAAUCGUCGUGGGGAGAAAGUGACGGUGUUGGAGCAAAUGGACAAGGCAAAUUUUGUAAAGGAUACGUCGCCGAGCUCUGUUGUAACAUUGUGAAAGAUCCGAAUACAUCUCCAUUGGCAAUGAAAGGGGCUUUCGCUGUUCUUGUAGAAGUUAUAAGGCUAUUUCCAAGGUUCAAUUUCGCCCAGCGUGGAGACAAAACCAGGGAGGCUUGCAUUCAUGGUUUGCAGAGUAUGUUCGAUGUUAUUGGUGCUUGCAUGGCCAAUCUAAAAACUCUCAGUCAAGGUUUAGAUGUCAAGGUCAUGGAGAGUGAUGAUGUUCUCAACACUGAAUUAUGGACUAGACUUUCACAAUUGAGAUAUUUGUUAGAAAAUACUUCGGCAGAACAUCAGGACUAUAACAUUAUGUUAGAAGUUCGUCAAGUUGACCAGUUGUGGGAAGCCCUUGGAGGCCCAACAGAGGUGUGUUUGAGGUGGAUCAGGCUUGCAGCAGACUCUGGUGGCAUCUUCUGCAAAGAUGUACAACUUUAUCUAUUUCAAACUUACAUCUGUGGGAGACAGUUGGGAGAAGUGGUCAGAAGUCUGGUUGCAAGAUUAACGGUCCAGCUUUUGUUGGUCGCCGUGUACGUGUUCUAUGGAAGGAUGAAAAGAUGCAUAAUGGCACGAUUUGCCACUAUUCACCGCCGUCGAGCAAUAGAGAUAGGGCUCAACGGCAUACAGUACGAUGGGAUGACACCGGAAAGGAAGAUACUCAUGACUGGACGGACUUGCAUGACUGGCAUUUGUUAG
Molecule: messenger RNA, 2361 nt
Organism: Guillardia theta CCMP2712
Lineage: Eukaryota; Cryptophyceae; Pyrenomonadales; Geminigeraceae
Exons: 8
Coding region: 1-2361 (786 amino acids)
Source: RefSeq, a predicted model, not a curated record